UGUCACGCGAUUGAAAGUUGUCACGUGGUCUUUGAGGAACUCCCGAUACUGUUCUGUCAGGCUAGACAGUGAAAUAUAAGUGUACAUGCUAUAGCAGUUAAUUGACAGUAUUGUAUAAGAAAAAUAUAUAUAGAACGCAAAUUAAAACAAGAAAUAUGUUUCUGAAUCCGAUGAUUCCGCCGGUAUUUAGAGAAAGCCAAGUUAGAAUUUCCAUCCUCUUCUUUUGCUUUUUCUGUACGGCUGUGUCUCUUGCAAGUAAACCAGCAGGUGAUGUGAGGAACCAAACCAAUGUUGAGAAGGAUGCCUUCAGAACCUGGUCCCUGGUCACAGACAGUCAGACUACAAACAACAGUACUGAACUGGCUUAUGGCUACAUAUCCUGUGCAGUUUCUGUUGUCUUUUUUGGGAGCAACUUUGUUCCUGUGAAGAAAUUUGACACUGGUGAUGGAAUGUUUUUCCAGUGGAUUCUCUGUGCUGCAAUAUGGAUUGUUUCUUUAAUUGUGAAUAUAAUACUUCAAUGUCCCAAAUUUUGGCCUCUUGCUAUGCUAGGGGGGGUCAUUUGGGCAACUGGUAACAUUACAGUAGUACCAAUACUUAAAACCGUUGGUUUAGGACUUGGAGUUUUAAUUUGGGGAUCAUUUAACCUGCUAAUGGGAUGGGCAAGUUCAAGGUUUGGUUGGUUUGGGAUAGACCCUGAAGAAGUUGCUCAUCCCCUCCUGAACUACUCUGGAGCAGGCUUGUCCUUGUUGAGUGCCCUGAUUUUUUUCUUUGUAAAAAGUGAAGUUCAGCGUUCCGCAAGUUCAACAGAGACAACACCAUUACUGCUGGAUAGUAGAAUAAACAAUAAUGAGCAGGGUUCUUUGGAUGAGUCAUGGGUAGAUAAUCUUACACCAAAGAAGAAACGAGUUAUAGGCUGUGCAUUAGCUGUGGUUGCUGGACUGAUGUAUGGCGCUGCUUUUGUCCCUGUACUUUACAUCAAGAAUCAUGCAAAAAACAAAGGGAGUAGAUAUGUAGGAGCAAGCCAGUUUGACCUUGACUAUGUUUUUGCACAGUUCUCUGGGAUCUUUCUCACCAGCACAGUGUAUUUUCUGCUUUACUGUGCAGCAAUGAAGAAUAAACCUAAAGUCUAUCCUAAAGUAAUAUUACCAGGUGUUGCUUCAGGUGUAUUAUGGGCAAUAGCUAACUGCUGCUGGUUCCUGGCCAAUAACUACCUCAGUGCUGUUGUCAGCUUCCCAAUCAUCACAGCUGGUCCUGGUUUGAUUGCUGCUGUUUGGGGUGUUUUAGUGUUUAAAGAAGUCAAGGGCCUACGAAACUACCUUGUUUUGAUUGUGGCAUUCUGCAUCGUUGUGACAGGGGCAUUGUUAACAGCAUUUUCAAAGGUGUAAAUUGAGCAUAUUUUCUUUUGAGCCACAAGAUGGGGCUGAAUCACAGAGUUCUGCAGGCUUUUCAGGAAAAUUUCUACAGCAUCAGUGACAAACAUUACAAGAAACAAUGGACUUUCUAUCACAGAUUAAACAAAAUGGGGUUUUUUUUGUUUUUUUUAAUCUUCUAAUUAUUUUUGCACACAAAUACAAUGCAA
Molecule: messenger RNA, 1579 nt
Organism: Polyodon spathula (Mississippi paddlefish)
Lineage: Eukaryota; Metazoa; Chordata; Actinopteri; Acipenseriformes; Polyodontidae
Product: transmembrane protein 144-like
Exons: 12
Coding region: 156-1385 (409 amino acids)
Biological process (GO): carbohydrate transmembrane transport
Cellular component (GO): membrane
Molecular function (GO): carbohydrate transmembrane transporter activity
Source: RefSeq, a predicted model, not a curated record